Trichomycterus rosablanca is the source of this 2037-nucleotide messenger RNA. Its product is annotated as eukaryotic translation initiation factor 4 gamma 1-like. Gene Ontology annotation, molecular function: protein binding; translation initiation factor activity; mRNA binding. Gene Ontology annotation, cellular component: eukaryotic translation initiation factor 4F complex. Lineage: Eukaryota; Metazoa; Chordata; Actinopteri; Siluriformes; Trichomycteridae. Bases 54 to 1895 code for a protein of 613 amino acids. The record is from RefSeq and is a predicted model, not a curated record. The transcript has 13 exons.
ACUCAGCACCGAUCAACACGUAUUCUACACAGCUACAGGUGUAUUACCUCAACAUGGCUAGCAAUCUUCAGUGGGAAGCAUCCGCUUACUCACUGCACCCCAUCCCUUACCCCUACACAUUCCCUAACUACUUUACAAAAAUGAUGGCCCCACAGUAUCAGGGCUAUAACUACUACACCCCGUAUGGUCAGUACUGCUCACCAGACAACCAGCAUGUGCAGCAGUAUCAGUACGCACUGGCCAGGGCACCAGAGGGUGUUCAUCAUGGAGCCAGUUCUGGUCACAGAUCUGCUUAUGGGUACUAUACUCAAUACCAACCGUCUGUGGCAUCUUAUAUUACUUAUCCUGUCCAGCAGCAUCAGGCACCACUGGCUCAAUGGCAGGCCACGGCUCCACUGCCCAAAAUACUUCAUAAGCAGAUCACAAUCCGAGACCCAAACCAGGGAGGACGUGACAUUACCCAGGAGAUCCUGUCUGGAUUAAACCCUGACACCAAAUCUGUCCAGGAUCUACAAUCUGAGCCAGUUUCCUCCACCCCUCUAGUGGCGAAAGAAGAGAUCUGCACUGAUUUCGAGGAAGUGGAGCAAAAGGAUCUUGAGAUGCAUCCAUCAAAAGAUUUGGGAUCUGUUACUGAUUCCACGCCUAAUGAAGUGCCCACUGAGAGUGCUUCUGUUUCCAAUGUGGAAUCUGUUAUCUCACUGACUGUGUCUCCUUUCACAGCUCCAGAAACUCCUGCUUUGUCUUCACCGAGUGGCAGUGUGGAAUCUGGAGAAGAUGUGGAACAGAACACCGUACCUGCAGAACUGAUCUGCAGUGGUUUACAGGAGGAAAAGUCCAAGGAUGCUGAGAACUCAGUUUCUAACUCCACCUGUAAAGAAGUGCCCAAAGAGAUUGAAUCUUUUGCCACUGGUAAAGAGGAUAAGGAGGACAAGCCAACGUUGGUGCCCUCAGACACAACUCUGUCUGAUGGUGAGGAGCUCAAGAUAAGGAGAGUCAAGACAAUGAUCGACUUCACUGUAGAAAGAGCAACAACAGAGCCAAACACUGCAGUGAUGUACGCAAACUUCUGCUAUGGACUGAAGAAUGACGUGUCCACUAUGAAGAAGAUGCUGCUCAGCCGCUGCCAGGAGGAGUUUAAGAAGGAGAGGAAACAUGACAUGGCUCUCGCUAAAAAGCAGAAAGAGCUGAAUGACGCCAAAAAGGAACACAUUUGGCAGAAGUUGAAGAAAGACCUUGAGGAAGAGAAGAUCAGGUCAUUCCAAUGUUCUCUCCUCAACAUGGAGUUCAUUGCUGAACUUUUUAAACGAGAGAUGCUCCCCAAGUCAUUCAUCAACAGCUGGAUUGAGCAAAAGCUGGUGGUGAAUCCAAGCGAGGAGAACUUGGAGUGUCUCUGCAAGCUGCUGACCAUUGCCGGAAAGGACCUGCAUGAUGUAAAGGACAAGUACUUGAUGGAUCUGUACUUCUCUGCGAUCAACAAAAUCAUCCAGCAGAGGAAGCUUUCACCCAGGAUCUGCAGCAUGCUGCAAGGCACUGUGGAUCGAAGACAGAAUAACUGGGAGCCCAGGUGCAACAAUCAGCAGGUGCCAUCCAAAAAUCGAGACAUUAAGAAACAUGAUGACGGUUCAAUCACGGUGACCAUCAAGAACCAAACCGUCAAUACGUCCCACCUAAGCAACAUCAACAAGCCUGGAAACAGCUCAUGGGAACAUUGGGGCAAAAGAGGCAGCAACAGAUACGAAGCAAGAGCCAGCACUGAAGAGAAUGGAAGUGCUUAUAUUAGAAGGAACUACAGAAAGAACGAGCACUUUCAGCACUAUGACCGAGAUCAGGUCUACUUUAGGUGCUGGGACCAACGGGACAGGAGGUACAGAGGACAGGACAUGCGUCCUCUUUAGUAAUAACAUCAAACAGAUCAGAGUCCUAAACCAGCUGAAGACUCAAGACGAAGCCGGACUCGAAGAAACAGCUGCCUCCAAAAUAAUCAUCAAUCAUACAAUGACCAUGAGCAAUAAAAUUCAAUAAAGCUUGUGCAUUUGA